Molecule: messenger RNA, 1098 nt
Organism: Theobroma cacao (cacao)
Lineage: Eukaryota; Viridiplantae; Streptophyta; Magnoliopsida; Malvales; Malvaceae
Gene: ENDO2
Product: endonuclease 2
Biological process (GO): DNA catabolic process
Molecular function (GO): nucleic acid binding; endonuclease activity
Source: RefSeq, a predicted model, not a curated record
AAUACACUGUUGAGUAAGAGAAGAAAAUGGAGGGCCGUAGAAUGCAGAUAUUAGCUUUAUUCUCUUUUAUGCUUAUUACGCUUCCAGCAAUACAUGGUUGGGGUACUGAUGGCCAUUCCAUAGUUUGUAGAAUUGCUCAGUCUCGCUUGAGUGAAGCAGCAGGAGAUGCUGUGAAGCAACUUUUGCCAAAAUUUGCAGAAGAUGACCUUGGAAGUGUGUGUUCAUGGGCAGAUCAAGUUAAGUUCCGUUACCGCUGGUCAUCUGCUCUUCAUUUCCUUAACACCCCUGAUACUUGCACUUACCAGUACCAAAGGGACUGCAAAGAUGAAGAAGGAGAAAAGGGAAGGUGUGUUGCUGGGGCUAUUAACAACUACACCUCCCAGCUUCUUAGCUACAACUCUUCUGCAAGUAAAGCUGAAUAUAACCUUACGGAGGCACUUCUCUUCCUUUCUCAUUUUAUGGCAGACAUCCAUCAGCCUUUACAUGUUGGUUUCGCAUCAGACAAGGGAGGCAACACAAUUGAUGUCCACUGGUAUACAAGAAAAGAAGUUCUUCACCAUGUAUGGGAUAGCAAUAUAAUUGAGACAGCGGAGGAAAGGUUCUAUGAUUCAAAUGUAGACGCCAUGAUUGAUGCAAUUCAAUAAAAUAUUACGACUGAAUGGGUAGAUCAAGUGAAAAGAUGGGAGACCUGCAGUCUCAAUAAGACAGCAUGCCCUGACAUAUAUGCAUCUGAAGGUAUCAAAGCGGCCUGUGAUUGGGCAUAUAAAGGUGCCACAGAAGGGUCAGUACUUGAAGAUGACUAUUUUCUCUCCCGAUUACCAAUUGUUAACUGGAGGUUAGCUCAGGGGGGAGUGCGAUUGGCAGCCAUUCUCAACCGUAUCUUUGGGUGAAAAAGUACCUCAUCCUAUUUUCAUUUAGAGGAAUUCAUCAGAUAUGCUUGAAGCUUUAAAUAUGGAGGAAUUACUCUGAUGUAUUACAGAUAUGGCUUAUUCCGGGCAUUGCUUGCAAAUGUAGAAAUCUAUGUUCUAUGUAUCUUUUUCUCUCUUUUUUUGGAGAAACGGUUUUUAUUAAUCCCAGAAAUCACUCCUGCCAUUUCAA